AUGGCUAAGAAUGAUUCUUAUUAUCAAGAGAUUUGUAUUUGGAGUUUAAAUGAGUGGAUGGAUCGAAUGAUGCAAUGGCGAUGUUGUGAUUGUACUCAAUUAUUCGUCCAUCAAAUGAUUGCACAGUAUCCAGACGAUCAUCAAGAUAGACGUGGCAAGAAUAGCAACGAUCAUUUUCAAGAAUUAUUGGAUUACUUAAGGCAAGAUCAACAUUGUAAAAUCAAGAUGAAUUUAAUCGAUCAGUUGAUCGAUUGCCCAUGGCUUUUAAUCCAAUGGAGUAAACGUUUAUUACCUCAUUUGAAUACGACUGAACGAUUAAAUGAUGCUAUGGCUAUCUUAUCCACAUUAGGUGGUGCUUAUUCGGCUUUAGGAGAUCAAUUAGAUCAUUUCAGCCUUAAAGCUCAAAGAAUUAGCUUAAGACAGCUGUAUGUUGCAAAAGCACUUGGUGAUCCUACUUUAAUAAGCAAGAGUAAGUUGUAUCUAGCCUUGAGUUUAAUGCAACAACGUCGUUUCACUCGAGCUGAACGCAUCAUACGUCAGCAAUAUCGGUUUGCUACUUCUAACCCUCUUUGUAGUGACUACAAACUAAUCGAUAUUUGUCGAGCUUGUUGGUCUAAAUUGCUUUAUUGUAAAGGUAUUGCAACACAUAGGGAUAGUCAAUCUAAUUUGGAUGACAUGGACACUUGUAGCAGUUGA
This is a messenger RNA of Trichoplax adhaerens, 696 nucleotides long. RefSeq lists its product as uncharacterized. NCBI's taxonomy places the organism in Eukaryota, Metazoa, Placozoa, Uniplacotomia, Trichoplacea, Trichoplacidae. The record is from RefSeq and is a predicted model, not a curated record. The transcript is spliced from 2 exons. Bases 1 to 696 code for a protein of 231 amino acids.